Messenger RNA from Kazachstania africana CBS 2517, 426 nucleotides. It is a transcript of the gene SRB7, whose product is annotated as Srb7p. Gene Ontology annotation, biological process: regulation of transcription by RNA polymerase II. Bases 1 to 426 code for a protein of 141 amino acids. Lineage: Eukaryota; Fungi; Ascomycota; Saccharomycetes; Saccharomycetales; Saccharomycetaceae. Gene Ontology annotation, cellular component: mediator complex. Gene Ontology annotation, molecular function: transcription coregulator activity. The record is from RefSeq and is a predicted model, not a curated record. The transcript has a single exon.
AUGACGGAUAGACUAACACAACUGCAGAUAUGUUUGGAUCAAAUGAUGGAGCAAUUCUGUGCAACGUUGAAUUAUGUGGACAAGAAUCACGAUUUUACACCACUUCAUGAAGGUGAAUUGAAGAUGGCCGAUAAACAUGCAACUAUUGCAACUGAGGAAGAUUAUACGAAUACUAUCGAUGAGUUAUCGACUGAUAUAAUAUUGAAAACGCGACAGAUUAUGAAAUUGAUAGAUUCUUUGCCUGGGGUGGAUGUUUCUGCGAAUGAACAACUGGCGAAGAUCAAUUCGUUACAACAGAAGUUAGUGGAUGUGGAAGAACAAAAACUAGAAGCUAUCAAGAAAAAAGAGUCUCUGUUGAAAGACGUUAACGGGUUGAUUGAGACAUUUGUUUCUGGAAUUGCUGAAUCGAGGAAAAGUCAGAAUUAA